GUUGCAGAAUACAUCUACUUUGUGUACAUUUUAUCAAAAAGUAUGCUGGAAUAGAUUUGAUGUGUGCAGAAAUUGAUCUAAUCUUAAUCUUUUUUACCUGGAGAACUGGAGAAUCCUCCUCAUCUGACCGAAUUGAGGGUGGGUAUAUAGAUUCAAGAUUUCUGUCAAACAAAACUAAGUCUUUGUUUCAUUUGUUCCCACCACCUUUGUCUUCGUCUCUGUGUUUCUCAGUCUUUACAGAACGGCUGCAAUCAGAGUUCUCACACUUUUAAACAAAUUUCAGUGUCUUACUGGAGUUUUUGCAACAUUCCUUCACAUUUAACUGUUUAAAUAAUAAUGAGGUCCUGUCGUCUGCAGGUUGCUUCUAGUUUUAGGAGUGUGGAUGGUCAAGAUUCAUCUACUACACCUGGACUUGACAAGGUGCGAUGUGCUGUAUCUCCUGUAGCCACACCCUCUCACUACUGCUGUGCAUCCUCACCCUGACUCCGACGGCAACAGGGGCGGGUCCGGAGACCCUGUGCGGGGCGGAGCUGGUCGACACGCUGCAGUUUGUCUGUGGAGAGAGGGGCUUUUAUUUCAAUAAACCAACAGGCUAUGGGCCCAGCACAAGGCGGUCGCAUGGCAUCGUGGACGAGUGCUGCUUCCAAAGCUGUGAGCUGCGGCGCCUGGAGAUGUACUGCGCACCCGCCAGGACUAGCAAGACAUCUCGUUCUCCUCGCGCACAGCGCCACACAGAUGUGCCAAGGACACCCAAGAUCAGCAACCCGGGACAUCGAGCGGACAAGGGCACAGAGCGCAGGACGGCGCAGCAGCCAGACAAGACAAAAAACAAGAAGAGACCUUCAUCUGGACAUAGUCAACCAUCCUUCAAGGAAGUCCAUCCGAAAAACUCAAGUCGAGGCAGCUCUGGGGGCAGAACUUACCGAAUGUAGGGAAGCAUCGAAAGGACAACACCUUAGGAAGAGAGAAGGGAGUAGCCUUACCUGGUACCCUGUGGAAUGGUUCACUGUAUAACAUAACAAAACGAAGCUAAAAUGGCCUAAAAGCUUUAAAACAGUAGAAAAGUUGAGUUAAAGGGUUGGAUGAGGGUACUUGUGAUCAUCUUAAACACUGCACCAUUCCAUAUCGGGAGGAAAUCUUUGUUAACUCAAUCUAACAGACUAGUUUAGCUGCUAAGACACAAUAAGAGCUUGCUAUACCUCCAUGUUUAAACAGCAACAACCGCCUUCCUUGGCUCCAGAGGAGGUGGGAACGUCACCCAAACAGGAAUAGUUGGUCACAUCCUUUUCACUCUUCUGAUUACUUCUUUGUCACAGCCACAUAUAGCAGUUACUAUCCCUGUUCAAAUUCAAUUUUACCUUUAGCGUUUGUUUUUAUGCACUAUACAUUACUGUGGAUAUGUUGUUUAUCUGAAAGACCAACACCAUGUUGUUUACUGUCGAACUUUUAAACGUUGCUGAUGUUAAUUUCCUUUCCAAGCCCCACUUAAACCAUAAUUUGUAGGUUUUAGUUAGUUUGUUUUUUUUUAAAUCAGCUUUUCAAUUAACCCAGGAUUUCUGACUUCUCAUCUUGUCGUGGUUGUUUAAUAAACAGAAAUGGGUCAGUCAGUGGAUUCAAAGUUCAGCUGGCAUAAAUGAGAGCGCUAAUCAAAUAGUCAAAUCAGCCAUUAUGUUUGUUUUCUGUUAGCUUUUCACAGGUCACCAGUUUUUCCAGAUCUGAUUGUGAAAACUCCAGCUACCUGGAGACAAACAUUUUGUACAAAUCAUGAAUGAUCCGUUUUUUGAAAGUAACUUCUGAGAAUAAGAAAAUUGAGCCAAGACCAAAGAUUAAAGCAAAAACCUAAAAUAUUGGAACUAUAUUGGAAAAUUAACCAUACUGCUGUUUUUUAAAAAUAAUCAUUUUUAUUGGGCUUUUAUAUUAUAAAUCACAACAAAGUUGUGAAAUGGGAGAAUCCUGCAGGUCUGUCAGGAUAUGUCCCUUCCUGCUUUGCACGUCUUCAGACUGACAGUUACAUCAAUUUUACAAUGUUGCCAUUAUUAUGGGUUGUUUUUUUUUAUUAUUUUGAACUUUGACUAGACCAUUCCAAUACCUGAAUAACAAAUUUUUCUGGACAAUAAAUUGCCCACAAAAGUUAUUGCAAUAAUCGAUAAUAUUGUUGUUUUGAGAGGUAGGCCGUUCAGACCGUUUUCAACUAAUAUUAGAACUCAUUUUCAAAAAUCAAUGAAGGAAAAAACUGAAAUAACAAAUAAAAUCAGUAAUAAAGUCUCUAUUAACAAAACUAUCCUUCUAAAAAAGCUGUUAGUUGAGACCAAAGUGAAGACUUGUGUCAUCCAGUUUUUGAAAAACUAUAAAUAAUCCUGGAAAUGAUUAUUUUCAUUUUCCAUUUGUUUAAAUUUAUCAUGCGAAUAAUCAAUUUAUUGCUUACUGCGAUAGGCGUAGCUACACUAAUCUUCCCUUUGACACUGAUUGGUCCACUGGUCCUACAAAAUAAAAGCAUGUACACAAGAAAAAGAACAAAAAUCCCAAAUUUUGUCUCUUCUGACUUACUCACUUUCUUCUACAUGUUUGCUUCAUUCCUUGUGUGGCUUUUGGCAAACUUAAACAGGACUUCUUUCAGAAAUCUCAGUUUCUCUGUGCAACUUUUCCACAAAACAAAUAUUUGUAAAGAGCACGACUAACAGUGACCCUAUCAACAGAUUCUCUGCAGCUCCUCCAGAGGCAUUUCAGAAACUGAAUACAUGUGCACACCACAACUUUCACAUUUUUGUUUGGAAACAUUUAGGAAAAACAUAAUUUUCCCAUUUCUCAAUUCUACUAGUUAAAAUUCCAGUAAAAUGAGAUUUAGCAAAGUUUAGCCUAAUUACCACUCUGAUCUCUUAUUUAGCAGAGGACAAAAAAUUCCCAAUAUUAGUUUUGGCUUGGAUUGUAUAAUUUGAUGCAAUGACAACCAAACAGCACAGCAUCCGUUUCAAAGUCCACUGGGAAGUCAUGCAAAAUAAACUGGUAAACAUUACCAACCAACGUCUGACAGGGGAGAUGCAGAAUUUGCAACAGUACGCAAUUACACUUAUAAAUAAUCCAAAUAUGACCAAGGGUCAGGAUCACCUUCACAAAUUUCACAAACAUGCCAGUUCUGAGAAGUCAUUGCAUGAUAAUUGACAGGAAACAGGUUUUUUUUUUUUUGUUUUGUCUGAGCCUCCCUGAAAACGCCCCAAAUAUGGCUCAUAUCUGGCUCUGUCUCCUCUCUCUGUGUAUAAUCAAACUGUACUCCCAAUAUGUUAACCUAUGUAUUACUAUCACUCAUUGUACAUGAUGGUUUCAUAUAGCAAAACUGUAUUAAAAAUCCUAUCCACUGUAUAAUGGUGCUAUUUUAUAGUUUGGUACUUGCAAAGAGAUGGCUAAGACAGACGAAUGGCAGGGCUUACAUUGGAGGUCUUCCCUUUUGCACAGCCUUGUGGCCACCAUGUUAAUAGUGAUUUUAUUUGUAAGCAGUUUCAAUAGUGGAAGCAAGUAAAUGUAUCUGUGUGAUCUCUGUGAAUGCAUGGAGAGUAAAAUGAGAAAAAAGGAAAGAAAAAAAAAAAAGGAAGGAAAAUGAGUAUACAAUGUUGUGGCCCCAAGAAGGCAAAAUGCUAUUUUUUCUACUAUCCUUAAAUUAUUUUCUCAACAUAAAUCCCUUUUGCCAAAUGUCUUGAGAAAAAUACUGUGAUUCUUCCAGUUGUGUUUAAGCUUGUUAAAGGUCAUGGUGUGCUUUUGUCUGUCCAGUGUGUGCGUGUGUGUGCAUAUGCCUCCCUGGAAGCCAAAGUAUCUAAUAUUAGGGGAACUCAAAGUGGGAUUAUGCAACUUUUGCUUGACAUCCUCUGUUGUUGGUAGAAAGUAAUUGCAUUUUGUUCAUUAUUAUAAUUUUGCCUGUGAUACUUUACUUUUUUUAUAGUUUGCAUGACCAUAUUUAAGUAGUUUAGGUAAACUUCUUAAAAAUUAUUUUCCUUACAAAAUUUACUCCAACUUAACAUGAUUUCGCUGUCCUGAAAAUCAAUCUUUAUUAGGAGGUUAGACAUUUUAUUUUGUAUUAAAAUCCAGAACUUGUACCUGUGAAUGGAUUAGCACCUAAACAUGCUCUGAUUGCAAGAAAACCUAGAACUGGUUGCUCAGCAACAAAGAUGACUAAUAUUAGCUUUAAAAAGAAAAAUAUGUUAACUUAGGCUACCUUCACACUGCAGCCUAAAGUGACCCAAUUACGAUUUUGUUUUUUUGUCAAAUCGUAUUUUUCGGCGUGGUUGUUCACUCUUCCAAAUACAUGCGACUUGGUUGUUGUUUUUCUUCCCGCCUGCACGUAUCAGGACCCAGAAUAGUGAUGUUUGUCGAGUAUCAAUUACGUUCAGGUAGGCCGUUCAGAUUCUGAUCACAUUUGUAAAGAGUGGAUGUAUAUCGGAUAUCUAAGUGGCUCAUGAGACGAUCAGAUACAGGUCGCGUUAAGGCAAAAAAAA
Molecule: messenger RNA, 4484 nt
Organism: Xiphophorus hellerii (green swordtail)
Lineage: Eukaryota; Metazoa; Chordata; Actinopteri; Cyprinodontiformes; Poeciliidae
Gene: igf1
Product: insulin-like growth factor 1
Exons: 5
Coding region: 426-932 (168 amino acids)
Biological process (GO): positive regulation of phosphatidylinositol 3-kinase/protein kinase B signal transduction; regulation of protein phosphorylation; cell population proliferation
Cellular component (GO): extracellular region
Molecular function (GO): hormone activity; insulin-like growth factor receptor binding; growth factor activity
Source: RefSeq, a predicted model, not a curated record